Messenger RNA from Mauremys mutica (yellowpond turtle), 2180 nucleotides. RefSeq names its product ras-related protein Rab-17-like. Gene Ontology annotation, cellular component: endosome. The transcript is spliced from 4 exons. Lineage: Eukaryota; Metazoa; Chordata; Testudines; Geoemydidae. Bases 722 to 1333 code for a protein of 203 amino acids. The record is from RefSeq and is a predicted model, not a curated record. Gene Ontology annotation, molecular function: GTPase activity; GTP binding.
GAGUCUGGAGUUCACAGUGCUGCUACGAGAGGCCACCUGACAUUGUGACUGUGGCCACAGCAGCUCAGGCUGUUGAUGAGUCUAUGGAUUAGACUUGGUCUACACCUAAGUUAGGUCAGCACGUUGCCCUGUGGUUGGCCACACUCCUGCGUGACAUUGCCAUGGCAACCUAACCCGCACGGUGGAUGCAGCUGUGUUGACAGAAGAAGGCUUCCAUCGCUGAAGCGCCUGUCUGUCGGGGAAGUGGUGGGCUACACUAAAGGAAAUCCCAUUUCUGUUGGUGUGGGCUGUGUCUAUACCACAGCGUUAUACUGGCCUAUACAGUGACAGAGCUAUGUCGGUACAGCCCCCCUGUACUGUACAUGUACCCAUAGGGUUAGACUCCCAUUAGGAUUCUUUUAAGCAUGUUGAGCUUGAAUGAUUGGAACGGGGGUGCAGGAAGGUUCAUAGAAUAUCAGGGUUGGCAGGGAUCUCAGGAGCUCAGCUAGUCCAACCCCCGGCUCAAAGCAGGACCAAUUCCCAACUAAAUCAUACAGCAUCAUAGAAUAGCAGAUAGAAUCAUAGAAUAUCAGGGUUAAACUGGAGCCACGUCUCCUGCUACGCUGAGUGGGAAAUCGAGGCCUUGGGCCUAACUCUUUAGAGUGUACGCAGCUAAUCAUCCGAGGGCCCUGGAGCGCACUGUCAAUGCCUUUUAAACAGGGUUCUCCCUUCUUUGCAGAAUAUGGUCCCGAGAAGAACGCAGCAGGUGGGGGCGGGGCCGUCCACGGAGCAAGCCUACAUCUCCGAGGUGGUUCUGCUGGGGAGCGCGGCCGUGGGAAAGUCAAGCACAGCCUUCCGCCGUGUGAAAAACGACGUCAGGGAAUCCGUGCCCACUGUGGGAUGUUCUUUCUUCACCCAGCUGGUAUGUUUAGAGACUGCCACGGUCAAGCUUGUGAUCUGGGACACUGCAGGACAGGAGAAGUACCAUGGUGUUUGCCAUCUUUAUUACAGGGGGGCGAAUGCUGCCCUUCUUGUAUUUGACAUAGCCAGAAAGGCAACUUUUGCGAGAGCAAAGCUAUGGUUGAGGAAAUUAGAGAAGGAAUUUCUUCCCGAUGAGCUCGUGAUAGUUUUAGUCGGCAAUAAGAUAGAUCUUGCUGCUCAGCGGGAAUUCACCUUUGAGGAGGCGGAGGAGUUUGCAAAGAGUGAAAGCUUAACCUACAUGGAAACGUCGGCAAAAUCCAACCACCAAGUGACCGAGGUGCUUGUGGCCAUAGGUCAGUUCCAAGUGAGAAGCCGCUGGACAGGUAACAGCACUGGAGAGGUCUGUGCCAGCUCUCUGCCUUGUGAGCGAUAGCACUGCACCGCUUGUCUCCUCCCAGUUGCUCAGGGGCAAUUAGGGUUGAGUCACUUGACCUGAAGAGGUCCAGGAACUGGAAAGUCUUUACUGUGACUGCAGCAGUGCCUUGCCUCUAGGCCUAGACAAGAGGUGACGGGUACACUCUGGCCUGUCAAGCCUCACAGCUGCCAAGAGCGAGCGAGAGAGAUCCAGAGCAGUGGCUUCCCCAUUGCAAACACAGACAGGCUGCCCCCCUGCUGCCCCCCUCCCCAACUUCUGAGACAAGCAAACUUCUGGAGUGGUUCUGCCUUUGCCGCCGGGGUGAGGGUGGAACCUGCUGAGCGCUGAAUGGGGAGGAGGUUCACCCCCCCUUUGGAACACCAGUCACUGGCCCUAGCAAUGGGGAAGUGGGAAUUUCUCCCCACUCCCCAGAUUCCUCACUGUCACUCCCAGAGGAUCUCUUCUCUCCGAGACCCAUUCCCCUUGGCCCCAGUUAUGAUCCCCAGACAAACCAAGCCAUGUUGCCUUCAUCCCCCAGGCCAGAGAUCAGAGGCCUCACCCAGGCUGGAAAACAAGAUCCCUGCAUCCUUCUUCCUUAGGGGGUAGAAUAAAGCCCUCGAACCGGCUAGGACAGUGGCUCUCAACCUUUCCAGAUCACUGUCCCCCUUUCAGGAGCCUGAUUUGUCUUGCGUACCCCAAGUUUCACCUCGCUUAAAAACUACUUGCUUGCAAAAUCAAAUCUACAGCUGUGUCGCAGCACACGACUACUAAAAACUGCUUACUUUCUCUUUUACCAUCAUUAAUUAGAAUAUAAAUAUUGUACUUACAUUUCAGUGUAUAGUGCACAGAGCAGCAUAAACAAGUC